AUUUUCGCCUAUUUCUUCUCCCCCAUUGCGAUACUGUGUUGUGACUUCGUUCAUGUCUCUCUCUCUCUCUCCCUCAUCCUGUGCAUUGUCGCCCCUUCCCACGCUGUGCCGCUUCUGCGCCGUUGCUGCCUCGCCUAGCCGCCACGCCUUAAGGUAGCAGUAUGUGGAGGCGAGUGGUGUCAUCAUCAACGUCUGAGCUCUGAACCCUAACAUCAUCAUUGCCCUCUCUCUAAUGGAGAUCCUCAUUUCUCACUCUGCCGUUUCUGAAUCUCUUUUCUCCCCACGCAUCCUCUGCUUCUGUCAGAAAUUGGAAGAAGACUUCCAUACAUCCUUGUCAUUAAUCUCCAAGUAUGCGUAUGAAUGCUUUCCAGUCUCCUUUUCUCCUUUGUGUAUCCUUCGCAGUUCUUUGAGACUUGUGAAAUACGUCAAACAAGACAACUUUCCAGAGCACUUCUUUGCAUCUUUUCUGUGCCGUGAUGAAGCUUUCAAGCUCGUAAAUGAUGGAUGGUUGAAUCAUAGUAAUGGUGCGAAAGGAGCUACAGAAUAGCAGGUGUUGAAUGAUAACUUUGUUUAUUAUGGUUACUAAUAUCAGUUUCUGAAGUUCCUCUUGGAUUGAAAAAACUAGCCUCUCAAUAUUUUUGGGUUGAAAUUGUUUACUUUAUAAAAUAAUUUCAUUCAAGUAAUAUUCUUAAGUUUUGAUU
Molecule: messenger RNA, 701 nt
Organism: Juglans regia (Persian walnut)
Lineage: Eukaryota; Viridiplantae; Streptophyta; Magnoliopsida; Fagales; Juglandaceae
Exons: 5
Coding region: 233-547 (104 amino acids)
Source: RefSeq, a predicted model, not a curated record